AUGCUUGGAGGCCGUCCCCUCUUCGUGCUCUUCGUCUCCUCCAUCCUGCAGUACAGCUUUAGCAAUGGUGGAUGGGGCGCCGCGCUUGCCGACAUCUACGCCCGCAAGGAUUCAGCAGUGCAGCCUUCUUUGGUAAUAGUUUACUUUGGUGGAAACGACUCCAUUGCUGCUCAUUCUUCUGGUCUUGGGCCUCAUGUGCCGCUAGAUGAGUACAUAGGGAACAUGAGAAAGAUUGCAGAACACCUAGAGACCCUCUCUGAGAAGACACAAGUAAUUUUCCUGAGCUGCCCACCUCUGAACGAGGAGAUGCUUCGAAACUCAACCAGCAGUACUAUACUUAGUGAGAUCGUCCGGACCAACGAAACCUGCCGUCUGUACUCUGACGCCUGCGUAGCUUUGUGCAAGGAGAUGAACCUGAAGGUGGUUGAUCUCUGGCAUGCCAUGCAGAAGAGGGAGGACUGGAUCACUGCAUGCUUCACGUGA
Miscanthus lutarioriparius is the source of this 483-nucleotide messenger RNA. The record is from the annotation of a GenBank genome assembly. NCBI's taxonomy places the organism in Eukaryota, Viridiplantae, Streptophyta, Magnoliopsida, Poales, Poaceae.